This is a messenger RNA of Phytophthora infestans T30-4, 3231 nucleotides long. RefSeq lists its product as uncharacterized. The transcript is spliced from 11 exons. The coding region runs from base 1 to 3231 and encodes 1076 amino acids. Lineage: Eukaryota; Oomycota; Peronosporomycetes; Peronosporales; Peronosporaceae. The record is from RefSeq and is a predicted model, not a curated record.
AUGCCUCCACUCAAGAAGAAGCGAAGGACUUCCCCUCUCGAGCACGCAGACGACUCCAGCGACGACAGCGAACUGUUAGAGUCGACACAACCGUCAUCUGCGUCAAAAGCUACGGAUCCUUCUUAUGUUCCUGUUCCGAGUAUUGUCGGAAGGACUUUUGCGUCGUGGCCGGAUUUCUUUUCGUUUUGGGAGCAGUUUGAAAGGCAACAUCUUGUUGUCUAUCGCACGAGAGACUGCCAGACUACGAAAGGGUACAAUAAGUCAAAGAUAAAUCACCCAGAGCGCCAGGCCCCUGAAUCAUUUGGCUACGCGUUUCGCAAAUACGUUUGCACUCUCGGCUGCAAGCAGAAGUCUCGGUCGACUGGAAAACGGGCUAAGCGGAAGGAACGAUAUCGCGCAUGCAAAGCAAUGUUUCGCGUCGCUGUUAUUCGUGCUAGUAGUGGUGACUUUUCAAGUAGUUCUAACUGGACCAUUACAGUAACAAGUGAGAACACGUGCCACAACCAUGUCAACACCGAGACGCUUUAUACUGCUUUGAAGCAGUGCAAGGACCUGUUGAGCGAGUCAGUGUUGUCCAUGCUGGACGCAUUCGGGCAGACCAACACGGACACUAAGCAAAUAGCCAGCUAUGUUGCUGACACGACUGCCAUUCGUAACGUGUACCGCUGCUGGAAUACGACACAGGUCUUCCAAUCUCUACGCAACAACAGUGCGGAGAAGCGCUUAAACGGUGUGCUGUCUGAAUUUGCUUCCACACAGGGAGAUGAAUGCGUGCUGCUGCAAGGCGAAUACGAUCAGACUAUCGGAAUUGUGAUGCAGACGAAAGCGCAGCGUGAUAUCUUCGCUCGCUGGGGCGAUACGCUGUCGCUGGACUGGACGCACAAUUGUACAAAUCUCAGCUUCUACGUCGUGGUUCAAGACGAAGAACCCAUCGUGGGGGUCGAUUGGAAAGUCUCAUCAUUGACAAAGACUUCACAGAGUGGUCUACGUUACGCGAGAUUUUUGCUUUGCCAAUUUCAUGCACAGCGUUAUGUGAAGAGAAUGAUUGCCGGCAAGAAGUACUUUGUGCUGCCCAAGUAUCGCGAUGAAAUCGAAGAGCUGUUUAAACAAAUGGUUUACGUCCCGACGAAGGAACAGUUCCAGAGCAGGUUGAAGCUGUUCGAACAGAGAACAAAGAAGGCUGCGCCAGGUGUUUUGCGUGAUUUUUCGACGGCGAUAAAUCUGUUUGAUGUGUGCCCUCCUGUGACGGACCCGCUACCGGCUGCGUUGCACCGCAUCGCUACAGUUCUGAGCCCGUACACGCUGAGGAAGGUGCAACAGCAAUGGGAGAGGUACAAGCUGAAUGGAAAUGCAUCACACACGCCUGCGUCGAGUAUCAUGCUUGCUUCGAAGAAACGGAUUGCUUUUUUGAAGCUGAAGAAGGGUGAGACCAGUGAUGAGACCGUACUCUCUGACUGCGAGAAGUACAACGUGGUUAGAGCGGAAGUUAUGCCGUUAGCUGACAGUCUUCAGAGCCUCCCGUCUGCUAAGUUCUACGAAACAUUUGCCGAUCUUCGCGCAACAGUAAGAACCUUCAAGAAGAAGUGGAGCUUGGACCGAGACUCUCUCUCAGAUGCGGGUGAAUCGGACGACGAGUCCGAUGCGAUGGGCCUGGAAUACGAGAUGGCAUGUGAAGGCGUUGGUAUCAUGAAUAACGCGCAACUUCCCGUUCGUACUUUGGAAGAAGCCGAUAUUUAUGAGCCUCCGAAGGACAACGCGAGCUCUCCCGUGAUACAGGGACUCGAUGGAGACGAUCUGCCGUCGUGUUGCUUAACAAACCCAUCCCAGACAUCCCUGCCGGACCUGACUAUCAGCGAGCAAUCACAAGAGGUGUUGCAACGGCAGCCAAGUGUUCAUUCAGCAACGUCUACAGCAUCUCUAUUGGCGCAGCCGGGGUUUCUUUUGGAGCUGGCGGGUGCUAUAGACAACAUGCAAGCUCUGCGAUUACCUGAAGCAUCCAGUUCACGGUCGAGAAACACUAAAAAGGGCAGCAAGUGGGCAAUCGCCGAGUGUCGAACCGAUUGUCCUGUUGAUCUUGAAGACUUCUUGAAGUGGAUUGACACUACGCCUGACGUUGAUUACGUCGGAAAAAUAGCUUCAAAUUACCCGGUUUGUUACAACAAGAGUUUCCUGCUCUCAAGAUCUCCAACGGUUCUUCAAAAGAGGGCAAGUGAAGUCAUUAAUAAUGCCAAUUUUGUCAUUCCAGUGGAGUUGUUGGAGCGUGUGAAUACUGCACUACUUCAUUGGACUUCAAAGCAGACCGAAACAGAAGAUUCAGAUGCUUCGCAAGACGAUGUGGUUCCAGCGGCAUUUGUGGCUUCUGAAAUGGGCGGCUUCUCCAUGAAUUACGUACGACUUGUGAAAAACUAUUACGCGUCCAUGAAGGCUGUUGAUGAUUAUCGAAUGGAUCUAGCAUGGUUGCGUGGAGGGUGGAGUAGUAUGACACCGAUGAAGCAUCAUUUUUUGAAGGAGGCACCGGCGUCACCUGCAGUGUUGUCACGUGAAGUUGCGCAACUAUUUCGCCAGUCGCCAUUGUCUCGGACGUUUGUCAUAUCUUCAGGGCCUGCAGGACGCAGUGUUACUUCAACACUUCGCCAUAUAGUGGGCAAGUUAGCGAGAAGCAAGCGUCUUAAUGACGCCGUGAUGGAUGCAGCGCUCUGGCAUGUGUCAACGUACUGCAAAACCUGCUACGCUAUCGACGCUAUCUCCGUUACUAACGAGAAGAGAUUCGUUCCAGACUUCUCUUUGGCGUCAUGCAACUACGUGCUGGUGCCUAUUCACAUGGCUGCCUUGAAGCACUGGAUUAUUCAAAUUGUGAAGAUUCAGAUGGCCGAUCCGGAUACGUCCAAGCACAAGAUAUGGGUAACUUUCUACGAUCCAUUAGGCGUGGCGUCUAACUUAGAUGUGUGUCAAGCAAAGUGGAUAUCGUUCACGCUUCCACUACUUCAACAAUGGUUUGAUCGAGAUCAAGACAGAGAGAAGUUGCGCAAGUGGGUGUCUAUUCUGGUGACAACAAAACGCCAGAUUAACUCGGGGGACAGCAAAGCAGUCACAACAACUAGGCCAAAUGAUGAUGGUGCAGCGCCCAUGACCUCUCCGUGCUCGUUACCUGAAAUUGUUGCAGUUCCGGCUACGACCCCCAAGCAAGUAGACAGUCUACGUGACUCGCGUGCGAUCGCUGAAGGCAUGUAG